AUGCUGCCUCCCCCCUCCAGGGCUGCGCCAGCGUCUAGGAGGCAAUCCGCGGCGCCGCCGUCCAAUCCUCCUCCCUCUUCUUCCUCCGCUGUUCCUUCUUUGGACUCACGAAACACUUCUUCCGCCGUUGCUUGCGACUGUCCUUCCAGUCUGGUUGCAUCCUCUCUCGCCUCUCUCCCUUCGUUUCUUUCUGACGAAAACGCAGGAACGAAGACGCAUUCAUCGCCCUCUCUUUUGCCUGUCCCGGUAGUUACUUCCUUUCCUUCCCAAAAGCAUUCGGAGCCUUUUCUCCAAGAUGCCGCCUCGGGGCUGGCAUCCAGGGUCUUUUCUGGACUCCUCGCUGCGAGCUCGGCGCUCCUCAACACAACUCUCAGCCACAGUCCUGCGGAUCCCCCGCGCGGUGCACACGCUGCCUCCGCGGCUUCCUCGUACGCCUCGCCUUCUUGCUUUUCAGCAACCGAGAAGGAAAAAUCGACCUCGAGUGUUCUGGUUUGCGCUGCCGCGUGGCUACCCCAUGGAGGAGGAACUGGCGAGCAAGGCCAGGGAGCGGCUGAGACCGACGUGUUUGAUCUGGAGGCGGGAAGAAGAGAAGAGAUAGCUCGAGACAGAAAACAAGGAGACAGGAGCGAGAGGUGGAGGGGCGAUGCAGACGAUCGGAAGACAGUGCGAGAGGAAGGCCAGCAGGGAAGGCGAGGCGGAGAAGAUCCCAGGCGACCGAGAGAAGUGCAGUCUUGGCCUGGGAGCAACAAGGCCUUGGCUUGCGGAACUCCUCGACACACUUUCGCGCCCUUCGAGCGAAGUCAGAACCCAGGAGAAACGAGAAAUGAGAGAGACAAAAGCGCAGGUGGAUCUGCAGAUCGGAGCAUGGGAACGGACGCUGUCUCGGCCUGUCUUCGUUCGCGAGCGCGGCUGCCUUUACCAGACGAAGAAAGAUUCCACUCACCAAGAGAUGCGUGUGCUUCCUCGUCGUCUCUUCUUUGCACUCUGUCGUCGUCCUCGACUUCCUUCUCUUCCGUCCAUGCGUCUGCCUCCUCGUCUUCUCGGGCUGGUUCGACCGACUCGACGCAGCAGCGGAAGCGGCGGUAUCCGCCGUCGCCUCUCGAAAACGCAGUGCCUCCCGUUAGCGACGAGGGAAGAGCGCGAGACGGAAGGGGCGAGCGGCCGGUGGAAGAAGGCGCGAGACGACGACGAGAUGACGCCUGCGGGGACGCGCGGAGAACUUCAGGGCAGGAGCGUGGAAGGCGCCGAGGAUUCUCGCAGAAGGAAGAGAGGCGACCCGAAGGACAGACGACGGAGGAGCGGAGAGAGGAUGAAGAUCGAACCCGAGAAGGUGGACCCAGACAAAGAGUGGAAGAUGAAGCAGAGCGCAUGAAGAAGUCGGAGCAUCGUCGGCGGCAGCUGCGCAGCAGUUCCCUCCAAGAGAGACAUCUCUGGCUCCUGGAGGAUCGCGAGGAACCAAGGGGGAGACGGGAAGCAAGUCCGCGUGUAGAGGCGGCGCUUCAGAUUCGCAGAAAGACAGAAAACGAAACGCUCAUUUUCCGUCAAGAGCGGCGUCACCUCAUCUGGCUGCACAACCGCCGUCAGCAAGAAGGACAAAAUAGCGGACGGUUUAACUUGGAGCCCCCCGGGCGCCCUGCCGCAGAGGCCGUCCGAGCGAGCCAGGAGCGCGGCGACGUUCACGCUCCGCCGGAGGAGCAGCGGACCGCGCGACGCAGGUCGGGUGCGGAUUGGCAUCCGGAACUCGCGACGGACGCUCGUUUUUCCUUCCCCGAGCAGAGAGAGGCACGCGCGUCUAGGUCGGCUCUCGCUGGACGCGCGAGGGCCCACUACGUCAGGGCGUGGCCAGUCGACAGGGGAGAACACGUGAAGAAAGAAGGCGAGAGGGGCGAGGAGAUUCGAGGGGAGGCAGGCAGGCGCCAACUGCACGGCGACCAAGAAAGCCCCGAUCGCCACGAGGCGGGAGACGCAAGACCCGAGCCAGAGAAAGGGGACACGCAGCUCCAGAGACUGCCGCGAGAAGAGGAAACGCACGGACGAGUGGCCAGGGAGACAGCCAUGGGGACGAGCCGAGUCGGCUGUGCAGAAUGGCCUACCGACGCAGGGUGUGAAGGACAGCUGCCGACGGCAACCUCGGAAGAGAGGAGACGCAGCGUCGCGGACAAAGAGACGAGCCGAAGCGAGCGAGAAGCCGGGGCCGGGCGCUCCGGGUCUUCUUUGGCAACUCCGCCGCUUCAAAAGAAUUGGAGCGGCGAGGCCUGCGCAGCCACAGCCAGAAGAGGUGACGGGAUUCGCUCCAAGCUGGAACUCAAGCGCCAGCUUUCGCCUUCCGUCCCGCCUUGUGCGUUUCCCGCGUCUUCGGCGCGGCGUUCGGCGCCUCGUCCAAGGUGCGCGGAAGAAAAACGAGGCUGCCACGCGUCGCAACCCGCUCGUACGGCGCUGGGGCGCUGCAGGGACGUGAAGGAGGGUGGGGGGGAAGGAAGAAAGCCGAAAAGGGAAUGUGUCUCUCGCGAGGCGGAGACGCCGUCGCGGGAGCAGCCGGCGAGCGAACCGUUUCUUCCGCGUGUCGCCUUGCUCGGCGCAGCACGAGGCCGGGAACUGCGUUCCAAGAGAGAGGAAGAGAGAAGAGAAAAGCAAGAAAAGACGCGGCAGAGCUCCUUGGGCCCGCGAGGGUCGCACGCUUCUCGCCAGCCCCCAGAGAAAGGACCAAUCCGUGAGCUCGCGUUGAAGCACCUUCGCCCUUUGUGUGCAGCGUCUUUCGCGUCUUGUCAUGCAACGCGUGUCCCUGCGUCAACUGCGUUGUCGCGGGGGAGAACUCCUGAGCAGCCUUCUGCCUCAGUUGCUGCUAGUCGACCUUCUGUGCCGCGCGCUCGAGACACCCGCCGCUCGCCGUCCUGCCCGAGUUCCUCCACUUGUCUCCCUUCCUUUCCCUCUGCUUCCUUUCCCUCUUCUUCCUUUCCCUCUGCUUCCGUCGAUGCAGCCUCCUCUUCGGGUCCGUCGACGCCAGCGUGUGGUGUCGCGCGUCCCUGCCAGUCCCCCUCCGCCUGCCGAUCUUCGGCUCUUUCUGGCUUCGCCGCUGCAGGGGCGACGGGAGAACACAUCGACGGAGACAGCAUGCGGUCGCCCUCAUCCUGCGCAUUUCCCACCACAGACUUCCCGGGGAAGAACGCGUUUCCAGCGUAUCCUCUCUGUGAAGACGCAGGCGGAUGGACUGGCCGGAGAGAAGACGCACACGAUCAGAUCUUCUCUUUCUUCUCGCAUGUGGAGAGAAGCCGAGAAACCACGACAGCGACAGACGCGCGUUCUUCGCCUCGCUUUGGCAUCCGAGAAGAAACAGAAACAGAGUGGACAGAACACCCAGAGGUUGCAGGCGAAGCAAAAGAGGCUGCCUUCGCCCACGCAGAAGGGAGGACCAAAUGCACUUCGUUUGGAGUUGCCGCGCGCCGAAUGGGACGGACGAGCCACGGAUCAGGUCCGCGAGAUGAGGUGCGAGAAGCCGAAAGCGGAGAGCCGCGAGGCCACGGGGCAGGGACGGCGGGCGAUCACUGGUUCUCACCGCACUCGGAGCGAGAAGAAGUCAGCGGCCAGGCAGACCCGGUGUGGGGAUCCCGCGGAAAAAGCACCGGUGACGUAGAGGAGAAAAGAGGGGAGGCGCCCAUCCGGGAGACAGGGACCGACGCAAACAACGGUGAGAGAGCGAAGCGACAGGCCGACGAAAGCGAAGCGAAGGCUGUGGAUCCAGCACUCUGGGGCGCGGGGCCGUCGCGCUUCGGCGGACAGUGGCCGAACCGCGGAGGGAGGAGCGAGGGAGAGGCGGCUCGGGAAGAAGGCGCAGGGAAGCAGACGGGAAGCGCCAAGGUAGCGCGCGGGGCGCCUUCGCUUCCGACUCGCCGGUCGGGUCAGCAGUUCAGAGGAUCGGCAGAGACAGGGAAUGCCUCGCACACUCGAACGGUUCCGGUUUCGCCUGGGACCGGAGGAAGUGGGGGCCAGCCGCGCCCGACGCUGCGCAGGCCGUUCCCCAUAAGCUCUCUGGCGCUUGAAGGGAAGGAGAGAGUUUCUCAGUCUGGAGGGGUUCUCGCUUGCGACGUCUCUCCCAGGUUCUCGUCAUCUGCGGGGCCGCUGCCUCUCGUCGAGCCGCUGUGCCUCGCCCAGGCGGAUCUGCAGGCACAGGCGAAAAACAACGAGGAUUUCGAGCGCCGAAUGGAGACGUCGCGCCAGGACGCAGGCAGCAGGAUGGACGGGCGAAUCUUGGGGAAGCCAGGAAGCCAGGUAGCUUCUCAGGCCGCCUCUCGCGUGCCUUCGUCCCGAAGGUGUCGAGACACUGCGGAGGAGCCUAACUGCUUCGUGCAAGAACGAGGGGCGAAGGGAAGCGCAAGGCCGGACGCGAAAGGUGAAAGCGCCCGUCAAGGGAAGAGCGGCGGUUCUGGUGCAGAUCUCCGAGACGCGCAACAAACCUGCCGCCCGUCUUCGUUCUUGCACAGCGUCUCUUACUUGGAGUGGCUUUCGCAGAGCGGCUUUGAGGCAGGCUCCUCGUCUCGUUUGUCGUCAGCGGGCGUCGAGAAGGAGCCGAAAGAGCAGAGACAGGUCGGAGGGACGACCGGACAAAACGGAGACAGGGGAGGAAGCGAGCGGACUGCCGGCAGGCGAUCCACGUCUUCCGCACUACACAGCAAGGCGAGCCGGGGGGACAAAACAAACCGCCACGGAGCAGCAGAGAGAGCCAAAGCUGGAGACGAAGGGCGGCGCCAGAGAGCCAGAAAACCGGCACUUGACGGCGAGGACGAGGAGAGAGGAGACGGGGACGCGGCCGGUGGGAAGCGCUCGCUGGAGGCACUCGCGCUGCACGCCGAAGGAGACGGAGAGACAGCCUUCGAGGAAGGCCUGGGAGUCAGACCGAGAGGAAAGAACGAACCGCCAGCCGCGAAACGAUCCGAGCCAAGAAUAGAGGACUUCUGUGCUGACGGAGAUCUGCCAAUCGGCUGCGGCCGCACCGGAACAGUCCAUCGAGCUCGCUGCGUCGGCGGACCACUUCUGGAGCGCCUUCUGCGCUUCCGCUACCGGGCUCGAGGCCACGCUGCUUGUCCCUCGUCUGCGCUGGGGCUGGCGAGGGGAAGGGACGAGGAGGAGGAGAGAGGAAGAGGCGAGAUCACGAGAGAAGGGGAAAGAAGGACAGAGGAAGGCAACGGUUUCCCCGACAGCGAGACGGUUGCUGCCAUCAAGGUUCUCUCCAAGGCGACCAUUGCCCAACUGCGAAUCCGCGAGCAAAUCAAGAAGGAGCGAGACAUUCACCUGAGGCUCGAACACCCAAACAUCGUGCGGUUCUUCAGCAGCUUCGAGGACGAUCAGCAGCUCUACUUCGUUCUCGAAUACGCCAAUGGAGGGACACUCCGUGACCGACUCAAGCGCUGCGAGCGCAUGCAGGAGACAGAAGCUGCCCACCUCGUUUUUCAGCUUGCAGAUGCGCUCUGCUAUCUUCAUGGGAAGGGCAUUAUCCACAGAGAUCUCAAGCCUGAAAAUCUCCUUCUUCACUUUGACGUUGAGGAGGCGGGGUCUCUCUCUCCAGAUCUGGCUCCGGAGAUAGUGCGCAAGGAGCCUUACGACAUGCGCAUUGAUCUCUGGUGUCUCGGGGUUUGCCUCUACGAGCUCCUGAUGGGACGCCCCCCAUUUGUGGGAGAUUCAAAGGUGAAAAUAACAAUCAACUUGACUGCCAUCUCUCAACAGCCGCUCUUAUCGCCCUGCAAACAAUAA
Molecule: messenger RNA, 5745 nt
Organism: Neospora caninum
Lineage: Eukaryota; Apicomplexa; Conoidasida; Eucoccidiorida; Sarcocystidae
Product: putative Aurora kinase(incomplete catalytic triad)
Exons: 8
Coding region: 1-5745 (1914 amino acids)
Biological process (GO): protein phosphorylation; mitotic spindle organization; regulation of cytokinesis
Cellular component (GO): spindle midzone; spindle microtubule; spindle pole centrosome
Molecular function (GO): protein kinase activity; ATP binding
Source: RefSeq, a predicted model, not a curated record